Molecule: messenger RNA, 1388 nt
Organism: Strongylocentrotus purpuratus (purple sea urchin)
Lineage: Eukaryota; Metazoa; Echinodermata; Echinoidea; Camarodonta; Strongylocentrotidae
Exons: 2
Coding region: 118-1269 (383 amino acids)
Source: RefSeq, a predicted model, not a curated record
UCAAUAGCGAGUUUUCGCUCACCAACAUAAGGAACCUUCGCGGAAGCAGAGCACUCAGGUUUACGGCCGCGCACACAGACCGCUCUGGUUACAAUAGGCGGUUUCGCUCUUCGGUGAAUGCGGACGUAUAAUUACAGAGUAGCUGACGUCAUCACGCUUGGGAAUAUCCCUCUAGGCUCUAGCUCUCCCUCAAACAUGGCGAAUUUGCAUCGAGUGCAAGAUGCAGUUAUGGCAGCCUACGCUUUCGACGUUAUAGAUGAUGUAGAGUUCAUUCUUCUUAUGGAUAUCAACACAUCUAACAACCUUGACUUCCAACAUGAUGGUGGUCACUUUGAGUUAGACGAUUUCAACGAUGAUGAGUGUAGAAGCUAUUUCAGAUUCAAAAAGGAUGAUAUAUUUCGGCUCAAACAUGCUUUAGGCGUUCCAGACAGAAUCACCUUGCCAAACAGGUCAAGAAUGGAUGGAUUGGAGGCUCUCUGCUUAGGUCUGCAACGCUAUGCCUAUCCAUGCCGAUAUGGAGAUUUAGUUAAAGACUAUCGACGACCAGUGCCCCAGCUCUGUUUAGCCUUCAACUGGGUGACUAACUUCAUCUUUGAUGCCCACAAGCACAGACUGACAACAUUGGAGCAGCAUUGGUUGGCCCCUCAGCAGCUGAGAAUUUACGCUGAUGUCAUUCACCAGAAAGGGGCACCACUAAACAACUGUUGGGGGUUCAUAGAUGGGACCGUUCGUCCGAUAUGCCGACCUGGGGAACACCAACGGGUGGCUUACAAUGGCCACAAGCGUGUACAUAGUCUUAAGUACCAGUCCGUCACUUCUCCAAAUGGAAUGAUAGCCAACCUUUACGGACCUGUGGAAGGACGACGACAUGACGCCUACCUUCUACGGGAGUCAGGUCUUCUAACCAUGCUUGAAGGCGGAUCCCAUGAUGCAGAGGGUAACUUGUUGUGCAUCUACGGGGACCCUGCUUAUCCCGUCAGACCCCAGCUGCAGGCCCCAUUUCCUACUGCAAACAUCACACCGGAACAGGCAGCAUUCAACAGAGCUAUGUCCAAAGUCAGAAUUACUGUGGAGUGGUCCUUUGGGGAUGUAAUCAACUUCUUCAAAUACACGGACUUCAAAAAAAGUCAAAAGAUCCUGCUAAGUUCUUGUGCAAAGAUGUACAUGGUGUCGGCCAUUCUGACAAAUGCCCACACAUGUAUUUAUGGUAACAAUACAUCCUCCUACUUUGAACUGCAGCCUCCAUCACUGGACGAGUAUUUUCAAUAACUUUGAUCGAAACAAUUUCUGUUAUGAAUUUAUUUAUUUAUUUAUUUAUUUCUAAUCUUUUGACAGGGUAGCCCAUUCACCAACAAGUAGUGGUCUUCCAUGGGGCCCUGAAUAAACAU